GAACCCAAGUGAUUAUUUGACCGUUCAGGAGCGGCGAGCCGCGUAACCUCGACUGUUCUCAAAUCGCAUUAACACUGUUACAGCAAGAAUUCUUUUGGUAAGAAAACAUGUUGUACAACGUUAGUUAGAACUCAGUUAUUUGCGCUGACCAACAUACACAGUUUCAAGUUUGUGUCGGAUAUCAAAACUACGAAACAGCUGUAUAUUUAUGGUGUGAUUUUGUAUCUCAGUGUUUUUAGCUGCAAAUUAUACAGAAAUAGCCGCGAAAGAGACUGCUAGUUGAAAGUGUUUUGUCACAAAAUUUUCUUUGUGUUACCAGACAAAAAACUUGUCACAGUAUUUGGUCAAAGCGUUAAUUGCACAGAUCCCUAUGCGGUGCUCUGUUAAAGCUUAUAAUUUAUUUUUUACUGUAUUUGAAUUUUUGCUUGAAAAGCUAAAACUUGAGAAGGGGACAAGCUUUCAUAUAAUUCUUCUUCUCCAGGGAUAUAAUAGUGGCUAGAAUGUAACAAAAAGAUAUAAUUUUUACAUUUGCAGCAUUAAACUUUAGCUCGUGAAGUUUAUCCGCAUAAUGAAUGUAAAAUGUAUUUGCAAACAAGGCAUCGAAAGCCAGGAUGUUCGAUAUAUUCCAUAAAAACAUAAUUUUACCGAACUCAUCACGGCCGCAUUGCAUUUUAUUUUAGCAUUAGUAUCGUCAAUUUGUUGUGAGUAGCGGUUUUUGAGGCAGGUAAUGCGAGGGUGGAGAAGCUGGAUCAGUCGUUCUUCCUUAUUCAUUAUGCUUGCAUUUUUUUCUAACUUAUUCGUUAUUCAUUGACUUUUAUUAUUAUCAUUUUUCUCCCACAUUAGUUUUUCAUGGUAAAGUUAGUAUGAGAUAUUUUUAUGUAUCGGCGUAAUACAGUAAAGCCAAUGAAGCCAGUUUUAAAGCGAGGUAUUCGUCGGUUUCAAACAUUGCCAGGAAAGUGGUCAGUGUGGUCGUCAGUGUGUCAGGUUAUCAGUACAAGAGUUAGGAUUUAAAUGGCGCACACCACCUCACCCCAUCGGUAAUGGAGCAUAUUGUUUAGCUAGCUUUAUUUUUUAGCUACUAAUCAUAGACCCUUCUAAAGGUACGUUACCUACCUACAGCGGAGAGAGUAACACUUUUCUGUAUUCGGUAUUCAAUCUACGGAGGCAAAAUAUUGUGUUUUUUUUCCGUUGAAUUUUUAGUGAGGCCUUCCUUAAUUAUUACUAGAUUGGAUUCAAUGUCUUGCAACUUUUCUAUUUGGUUCGCUUUAAGGAUGUAGAGAAAUUAAUAUAUUAAUUAGUUAAACAAAUAGCCGGUAAACUUUGAAGUAAAAGUGUUCUACUGUUCGACGGUUCGCAAUAUCGGCUGGCGUCUGAGAACAAGUGACUUUUAUGAUCAUAAACUAAGCUAGCCAGGAGUUCAUACAUGAUAUAUGAGCAUUUUUAACGAGAUACGAUGAAACAACCGUGAAUUAGCAUGAGUAUAUUAAGUCAGCUUAAAUUUGUAAAUAAUGAAAGAAGCCAAAUGUGCAGGGAGUUUGUUAAUGACACAGGAAGGCGAAAUUAACUGGAAAUUCUAAUAAAAUUGUACAUAUAAGCACCAUAUCUAUAACCGACGAACAGCUGUUGUCGAGUAAAUAUUAAUAUCAUGCUGCUGAAUUUAAGACAUGUUGUCUUUUAAACAAAUGUUUUAUGCUUCUUGCAGCAGUUUCAAUAGAGCAAGCAGAGGAAACAACGCAGGAUUAGAAUUACGAAAGUCCUUUUCUCAGGUAUUUUACAUUAAAGUUUUUGCAAAGAGAGAAAAAAGUGAUAACCGGCUUCCGUCUUAAUUGAAUAGUUACUAUGAUAUGCCUUGGAAUUUAGCGUAUUCUCAACCUCAAACAGCUCCGUUUAGUUUAUCAAUUCUGCAUGUAUCCGUUUUGAGAAGUUGACUGUACUUGGCUUUUUUCUUAUUUUUAUUGCUCUACUAUCACAGAUGGUGAGCUCAAGAGGGAUGGAUAGCAACAGCUCCAACAGCACUAACUCCAACAGAUCCGCGGCAGUCAACCCAACAGCUUUAAGAGGAUCGUUCAUUGACCUACAAUACCUAGUCAUAUGGUGCAUAGUGUACUUAAUUAUCGCCACGUUCGCCAUAUUAGGAAACGUUCUAAUUAUCUUUGUGUUUUCAAAGAAACGCAAUCUAAGAACAAGAACAAAUUAUUUUGUAAUUGGCCUGGCUGUCGGUGACAUAUUAGUGGGUACGCUUACAGUACCGUUGUACGUGACUUGGUUGAUUCUCUUGUAUAAUCAAGACUAUAAAGCUUCUUCCCUUGUGCAGACCAUAUUUAGCCCUGUGGACAUUCUCUCAGGAAUGUUGUCUAUUCUUCACUUGAUGACGAUUAGUGUUGAACGAGUAUAUGCAAUCGCCUUUCCCUUACGUCAUCGUACCUCCACUGCGCGUAUUAACUUUAUAUUCCUGGCUAUAAUCUGGAUCACCGCCACUGGUAUUGCCUCGCUAAACUUCUUCAUACCCAAAGGUCCUGAAUGGAAAGGAACGUUCCUCAUAUACUCGACCCUUGGAUUUUUUGUACCUUUCUCCGUUAUUUUAUUUGCUUAUACAUCAAUAUGGAUUAUUGUGAAGAGUAGGACAAAGAUAUCAAGGCAAGGAGCUCGAGUUGUCAGGAGAGAAAGUCGUACUGCUCUCACUAUUUUCGCCUUGAUUCUCCUCUUCCUGAUCACGUGGUUGCCGUUCUUUAGUCUCAACUUGGUCUUAUUUUCAUGCUCUAAGUGCGCAGUCUCAGUACCUUUACAGCUUGUCUUGUUUUUUAAGGCGCUGCACUACUGUGGAUCAGCGUUAAACCCCGUGGUUUACUCAGCACGCAUGCCCGAGUUUCGACGCCCAAUUACCAUAUUGUUAAAAGAGAGAAGACUGACAGGAUCUAUGUAUCGUCGUUCCUCGGAUCGACAAUCGCUGAGAAGAAGCACCAUACGUGGCAAAGAUGUUGAACUGUCCGAUAUAGCUGAUCAUCAAAGCAACGGCAGCGCUACUGAAACUGCCGACGCUACUGCAGAUGAAAAAGACACUAAGAAAUUGCCAUUAUAA
This is a messenger RNA of Porites lobata, 3079 nucleotides long. The record is from the annotation of a GenBank genome assembly. Lineage: Eukaryota; Metazoa; Cnidaria; Anthozoa; Scleractinia; Poritidae.